Messenger RNA from Danaus plexippus (monarch butterfly), 2635 nucleotides. Its product is annotated as apyrase-like. The transcript is spliced from 11 exons. The record is from RefSeq and is a predicted model, not a curated record. Bases 164 to 1789 code for a protein of 541 amino acids. Gene Ontology annotation, cellular component: plasma membrane. Gene Ontology annotation, biological process: AMP catabolic process. Lineage: Eukaryota; Metazoa; Arthropoda; Insecta; Lepidoptera; Nymphalidae. Gene Ontology annotation, molecular function: nucleotide binding; metal ion binding; 5'-nucleotidase activity.
CAUUCUUUAUUUAAUCAUAUUAUAUGAUUAAUGGAUUAUUUUAUGAUAAAUCAUGAUAGUAUCUAUAUAUAAUUGUUAAUGAGAACAAUACAUCGGGUAAUAUCUUAUCUAGACAAGAUCGUGGCGUCUUAAAGUAUUAGUCCAUUUAAUAUUUUCUAUUGAAAUGUACGCUCUGUGUAUAUUGUUGUUGUGCGGAAUUUCUGUACGCAGUGAAAAGUUUUACGAGUUAAACAUUAUUCAUUAUAAUGACUUUCACGCAAGAUUCGUAGAAACUAGUCCGUUUGGAUCUGUCUGCAAUCCAACGGCAGCUCCUUGUAUCGGAGGCUUCGCCCGCCUCGCAACCCUUAUCAGAGAUGGACUUGAGAGGAACCCAGAGUCCUUAGUAUUGAACGGAGGGGACUCUUUUCAAGGAACUAUCUGGUAUAAUUUAUUGAGAUGGAAUGUCACUCAGGAUUUUAUGAACAUGGUCCAUCACGAUGCACAUGUGUUAGGAAAUCAUGAGUUUGAUAAUGGUAUUGAAGGUGUUGUUCCAUACCUUCAACAUCUCCAAUCUCAAGUUGUUACCGCUAAUAUUAUCGACGACGAUGAACCAACGAUACAAGGAUUGUACAAGCCUAGCAUUGUAGUCGAAAAGGGAGGUCGGAAGAUUGGUAUAAUAGGUGUUAUAAUAUCGAGUACUGACGAACUUGCAAGUACAGGAAAUUUAAACUUUACGGACGAAGUUGAAGCUGUUAGACGAGAAGCUGAAAAGUUAAACGAGCAAGGAAUAAAUAUCAUUGUGGUUCUAUCACACUGUGGGAUAGAUAUAGAUCGUAAAAUAGCCCUUAAUGCUGGUCCCCAUAUAGACAUAAUUGUCGGAGGUCAUAGUCAUACACUUCUAUCAAACAGUGACCCUCCAGAAGGUUCGACUUGGACUCCAUUGGGACCUUAUCCCGUUGUGGUAGAACAGGCAACAAGAUCUGUAUUGAUCGUUCAAGCUGGAGCUCAUACCGCAUUUCUAGGGGAAAUUAAACUUUAUUUCAAUGAUAACGGAGAUCUUAUCAGUUGGGUUGGUGAUCCUCAUUAUAUAGGCAACAAUGUUCUUCCAGCUCCUGACGUCUUAGAAAAGAUUAAUGAGUAUCUGCCAGUUAUAACUGAACAAGCAACUGAAUUGAUUGGAGUCUCUAAAGUCCACAUGUCCUCAAGAUGUAAUUGUGGAGAAUGCAAUCUUGGUAGUUUUAUUUGCGAUGCUUUUAUGCACGAAACUGUAUUGAAAUCAGGGAAGAAUACGUGGAAUGAAGCGAAUUUUUGCGUCAUUAACACUGGUGACGUUCGUUCGGACAUCGAAAUAGGAAAUGUAACAUUCGAAAGCGUAAUGCUUUCAAUUCCGUUUGAGAACAACGUUGAGAAGUAUGAUUUAAGAGGAGAUCAUAUUUUGGAAAUGCUUGAGUAUGCUGUGGCUAAUCAUUCACGGCCUGGCAGAAGGAUGGUGCAAGUGUCAGGCAUGCGAGUCAUGUUUGAUGGCGCCCGUCCCGUUAACGAUAGAGUUGUAAGCGUUACAAUAAGGUGCAAUUAUUGUGAUAUACCAACAUACGAGCCUCUGGUUACAAGUAAAGUUUAUAAAAUGGUCUCACAGUCGUUUAUUGGCGGAGGCGGUGAUGGGUUUACUAUGAUAUCGAAUAAUCGCCAGAACGUAGAAGUGUUGGGUGUUGAUUACGACAUACUGUUACGUUACGUACGGCAUCAGUCGCCGAUCAUGAAGGACUUGGACGGACGGAUACUGAUAAAAGAUCCAUGUUUAGAGAACUGAAUUAAUAAUAGAAUUCUCCCUCGAUUAUAGUAAAAUAUCUUUUGUGUCAUACGUGGUUCAUUCGAAACUAGCAAUAAUGUUUAUUUAUUGUCGAAGUAACGUGCCAAAUAACGCUGUUACAAACGUUUUGUCGUACCCAUAAACUGCUUUUACCAUACUUUUUGCACAACUUUAAACGGAUAUACAAAAAACAAAAGAGAAAAAUAGACAACAGAAGUGGAAACCUAUAAUAUUUUUAAUAAAAAUUUACCAUAGACUUAUAUAUUAUCAAUAUUUAUAAAUCAUCUCGUAAAUAUAAAGCUUUUAUGUAAAUUUAUGAUUCAAAUAUUAUAAUAAAUAUAUAUAGAAAUUGAAGUACUUUUAGAAUUGCGUAUAUAUUAAGUAAUAUUUAACGUUAGUGUUGUGAUAUUUAUUUAUUUUAUAAAUGUCCUUAUACAACUAUCUACUAUUAAUUAACGUGGCCUAAGCUGAAACAAAGCGCUUCAAAGAACACAAUGAGGACACUGUUUUAAUACAGCCUUUAUAGCGUUAUACAAAAUUAAACUGUAUUUCAAAUUGAAUAGAUCGCUUUUCAUGAAUCAUCUCAAAUAAGAACGCUCACAAAUAUUUUAUGUGAUAUUUCUAACGACGGGUUUUCUAUUUAUUUGAUAUAAUAGAGUAAUUAUCUCACAGUCAUCCGAUCACAAUAUUAUUAAAAUGACAAUAGAUCUUUUUAAUUUUGAUAGUCUUACAAUAUUAGCAAAUUUAAGAAAUAUCAUCUCAAAUUUGAUCUAUCGUUUCUCUAGUUCCGUUCUUUCCUCAUUAGAUUUUAUUUAACAUAACAAUACCGUUUGCAGUAAAAUUAUU